Calypte anna (Anna's hummingbird) is the source of this 3011-nucleotide messenger RNA. RefSeq names its product adaptor related protein complex 5 subunit zeta 1 (gene AP5Z1). Gene Ontology annotation, cellular component: AP-5 adaptor complex. NCBI's taxonomy places the organism in Eukaryota, Metazoa, Chordata, Aves, Apodiformes, Trochilidae. The transcript has 17 exons. Bases 80 to 2512 code for a protein of 810 amino acids. The record is from RefSeq and is a predicted model, not a curated record.
GGUGCCGCACGGACCGCUCUCCUCUGGGGGACCACUUUAACAGCGUACCGGGGCGGGGGGCAGCGGCGGAGCCUCCGCGAUGUUCACGGCGGCGGCCGAGAGCUUCCUCAGGCAGGCGAGGGAGAUCCAGGAGGAGGAGCUGAGGAGAUUCGCCUCCCGCGUCGCCGCCCUCCUGCAGGCUCCGAAUCCGGGCCCCGAGGCUGUGGAUUGCCUCCAGAGGCUGCACCUCACCAUCGCCGCCACCAAAUACCCCCGCAAGCUGGAUGGCAAGUUUGUGGAACUGCUGAAGACAAUGCUGUGUUCAUCCAAGAGCCCUGAGCAGAUUCAGGUGUUAUGUGCUGCCAUUCUGAGAGAGAUGUCACCUUGCAAUGAUCUGACCCUCUCCUGUGAUGAGAUUCAAGAUACAAAGCUCUUGAGCCUGGUAUCCUCCAUCCUUUUGGCUCAGGGAAAUAAGGCUGAUGUGUCUGCUGUGGGGCAGCAUGUUGUGAGAGUCCUUGAAAGAAAACUGCCUGAAGGUCAGAAUGCUCGAUCCCUUCUCCCUGUCCUGUCAAAUGUCAUCAGUGUUUUACCAGAAUCUUUCACUGAAGAGCAGACUGAUGCAAUCAAUAAAAAGCUUGCUGAGUGGCUGAGGUAUGCCAGCAUUCAGCAAGGAGUUGGCCAGACCUCUGGAGGCUUCUUCUCCAAGUCCAGGAGCAGACAGCCUAGCCCUGUCACAGAGGUGGAUGGUGCCAUUGCCACAGACUUCUUCACAGUGCUCUCAGUGGGUCAGCACUACACACAGGACCAGUGGCUCAACGUCCAAGCCUUCUCCAUGCUGAGAAAUUGGCUGCUGUGCUAUGGGGGCAAGGGGACAAAACUUCCUAAUUCAGGUGACAGAUCAGGACUGGAGAAGCCUGGUAUGGCCAUGGUCUCAACUGCAGCCCCAUCUGGCCACCUGCUUCCCCCAAAGGAGCAUCUGCAGGAGAAAGCCUUUGAGUACUGCCAGAGGUUGAUUGAGCAGAGCAGUCGGCGACCCCUGAAGAAAGAUGAUGGGGACUUGCAGAAAGCUUGCCUCAUUGAGGCAGUGAAAAUCAUGGACAUCAUCUGCAAACAGAACUCCUCCUAUGUGUCCCGUGCAGUUUCCUUCCUCAAAAUCCUGCAUGGCAGAAUCUGUGGGGAUGCCACUUAUGCCAGGGUGCUGCUGCCCAUUGCCCAAUUCUUUCUGAACCACAGCAAAAUGGCAGCUGUGGACUGCAGUGGGAUCUACAAACACUUAUUCUCUGAUAUCCCGGCCCAGCUCUUCCACAACCCAUCACUGGCCUUUGAAUUUCUCCAGUUCUGUAAAGACAACAGCCAGCUCUUCACUGAGGCCUCCAGCAUAUUCAGGCAGAGCUUCCCAAAUCUCUUCAAGUUCCUGGCAUGGAACAGCCCACCCCUUAUCUCUGAGUUUGUGGACCUUCUCCCCUUUCUGCUGGAUGCAGGCACAGCUGUUGAGAUCUUCCAUUUGCUGCUCGACCUCCCCUGUUUAACUGCAGCUCUGGACAUCCAGCUGAGGUCAUCUGCUCUUCCUACCUCUGAGAAGUCUUCCUGCAACCCAGCCAUGAAGCCAGCCACCUGCCUGGAAGCCUUUCACCAUCCCCUCUACAAGAACCCCUUUGAGUAUCUUCUCCGCACCAAGUCUGCUCCUGAAGAUGCCCCAGAGAGGCUGAUUCCACUUCGGCAGCUGCUGGGAUCCCUGGCCAGCAGCCCAAGGGUGGUGCAGUGUGCUGAGACUGUCCCUGUUUUACUGGAGCUUUUUUUCAGGGUGGUGGUGGAGUUUGCAGACAAAGGGCUGAUAAACCAGCUGGUGGUGCUGCUGCUGCAGAGGAGUGACCAGCUCUAUGAGAUCCCAGCAUUUAAAGAUGAUGUGUACAGGGUGCUAAGCUCACAGCUGGUGGUGCUCUGCAAGCUGCACCCUGCCCUCAUCGUGGAACUGUCCUCAGAGAUUCUGGAGUUCUCAGGAACAGUCAGCAACAUCCAGGACAAGGAAGCCAUCUUCAUCCACCUAGUCUGGGCUAUUGGAGAGUUCUUGUCUGUGUCCUGUGACAAGCGCUGCACUGGGGAGCAGAUCACCAGGUUCUUUGAGACCCUAGAGGUUGUGUUAUUUGAGAUCACCCAGCUCCGACCUGUGGCCAGCACCCCUCACUAUCCCCCCUGUGCCAUCACUGCCCUGAUGGUCACCUUGGCCAAGCUGGCAGCUCGGAGCCAGGAUUUGAUCCCCAGAGUGUCCAUAUUCCUGUCCAAGAUGAAGACGUUUGUGCAGAACCCUGCUGUCACCUCUGUUUAUUGCAAGGAGGACCUCGAGGAGAUCCUGACACGGGCAACUGAGCUCAUGAACCUACUGAAAAUGCCGAGCUUGGCUCACUUUGUGUUCACACCGCCUGUAGGCGUGGCCAGCACAGGGUUUCAGAGGGAGGUGACUGAUACCCUCCCUUCUGCCCUGGGGAUAGUCACCCGGCUCCUCCAGCCUGCUCCUGGCUUCGUGCCAGGCUGAGGGCAGGGGUUUCUGAGAGGCUUCAGCCUGCUGCUGAAGCUCGGGGCUGAGGCCCUGCUCUGAUCUGGAAAUGAGGAACAAAUGAUAGUGAAUGAAACAGAAAACAGGAAUAAGUAGAGCUGAGGCUGCUCUUCUGGUCUGAGGUCGUUUGUGUUGCUGUCUCCUAGUGCCUGUUGCUUUUCUACCACCUAAGCUUAUCUUACCUCUCCCUGGCCAGUAUGGCUUGAAAAUCCUGGUGGAUGUGUGUGAAUGUGGCAGGAGUGGGAGUGCAUGAAUUUAUACCCUGCCAGCAUGGAGUGCCCUUUUGGGGAAGUACUUCUCCUUCCCUCCCCUCCUCUGGCUUCUUUCUCCCUCCUGUUUGCCCUCAGCCAUGCACACACUUUUUCUCUUGCCUGCUGGCAGCAGAAACAGCCAAACAAGGUGGAGACAGCAGCAGUGACUCUGUUCAUUCUGCUGCAAGCCUCACUGCUUUUCUGUCUUACCAUCAGAGUCAAGGUAU